Messenger RNA from Aegilops tauschii subsp. strangulata, 763 nucleotides. The record is from RefSeq and is a predicted model, not a curated record. NCBI's taxonomy places the organism in Eukaryota, Viridiplantae, Streptophyta, Magnoliopsida, Poales, Poaceae.
GGUUGUCCAUGUAUCUCUCACGGCCACACUUUUUUCUCCUAAGCAUGCUAUUUAACCGGACAAUGGCCAGAACUCCAUCCAGAAACCAUCAUCUCCUCAUCAACAACCUCCUUCUCAACCCGUCAUACGUACCUUGUGGAAGUAGUCUCAAGAAAGAAUGGCGCUGAAUACUAGGAAUGCAAUCGUUGCCGUUCUCCUCCUCGUCGUGAUGGUCGUGGCGGUCUCAACACCAGCAGUAACUGCCCAAGAGGACUGCUGGGACAAAUGUUUCAAGGACUGCAAGGCAAAAAUGGCAAUGGAAGUGUGCAACCAAAAGUGCAUUGACUUUUGCAAGUAUCAAGCUGGAGCCGGAGAAUAUGUUAAGAUGGCUGGCGAUAAACUCAAGGAGGCCAAAACUGCCUCUCCAGAACAGGCCACUAAACUCAAGAAUGAAGCUACCACCUACUUAGAACGUGCCAAAGUCCUCAGCGAUAAAGCCGUGACCCCGUGAGUGUGAGUGCGCGCUCUUUUGUCUAUCGGUGUCGCUGCUGUUAUGGUGUCUAUGGAUGUUUUAUUUAUUUACUAUUAAAUUGUCGCGGUUGCAUCCCAUAUUUUUUGGUUUCUUUCAUUUUUGUCUCUUUGUUAACAGACCGUCUUUUGUAUUAUGACGACAUGCUUGUUCCAGUGACUCCCUUUCUCUGUUUUUAUUGUCGAGAUUACUCAUGUAUAAUGGUUUUCCAUUGAUUUGGAUACAUAAUAAUAAAGAUUCUUGCUUCCUUUUUAA